AUUAUCCGAGCAUGGAUCGUGACUAACAGUGUCAACACUUCUAGAUCUUCAACUUGGCGUUUGCCAUCUGCACUUUCGCUGGUGCUAAGUACGGGUUCGGGCAACAGAUGACCUGGUUUAUAGACAAACCGGGCUACCUUCGAUACGCUUUGCUGUACUGGUGGCUCGGGCAAAAUUUCUACCUAGUCACUGCCAUUGUCGCAAAGGUCUCCAUCGCCAUGACCCUUCUUCGUAUUACUCCCAACAAAAUUCACGCUGCGAUCCUGUACACUAUUAGCGCAUUGACGGUCCUUGUCGGGGCGAUGUUUCUCUUGGUCAGCAUUUUCGAGUGUACACCGGUCGACUAUUUCUGGAAUCGCUUAACGAAAAGUGGUACAUGUAUCGACCCCAAUGCAUUGGUGGGGAUUGCAUAUACAGCUAGCGUUGUGGCAGCGAUUGCCGAUUUUAUUCUCGGGCUGUUACCAUGCUUCAUAAUUUGGAAUCUGCAAAUGAAUAGGCGGACGAAGAUUGCCCUGGCGGGAAUCAUGGGCUUGGGCUGCAUUGCCGGUGCUACCGUCAUCGUCCGCAUACCAUACCUAUCCGCCUAUAAGCAUGCAGACUUCUUACACGCCACCCAUGCAGUGUCCAUUUGCUCGAAUAUCGAGACCGGCGUGGGUAUCACCGCCAGCUCUCUUGCGACCCUUCGCCCAAUCUUCCGUGUCCUGCGCGACACGACUUCCGGCUCUCGCAGCCGCAAGCGGCCCACUGAAAACAGCUAUCCAUUAUCCAGCGUUGCGAAUAACAGUGACAAACAUCACUGGGCGGACACGGCCGGCGGAUAUCACAGCAUGUCUACAACCAUUACCGGUCGUCAGCCGUCGAUGCAGAAUGUCAGUACAGAGAGCAUCACACCGUUGUACCAGGGCAUGAAGGUCGAGCGUUCGUUCCAAGUCGAGCUUGCAUAACUUUCAUGAUUUGUUAUGUUUGACGUGUAAUACCAUUCAUGUACAUAUUUAUGAUAUAUACCCCUAUUGCUAGUAAUACCCCGAAGUUAAAACGCGAAUGAAAGAAGAAUAACAUUACAUGUCG
This is a messenger RNA of Aspergillus pseudonomiae, 1068 nucleotides long. RefSeq lists its product as uncharacterized. The coding region runs from base 108 to 944 and encodes 278 amino acids. Lineage: Eukaryota; Fungi; Ascomycota; Eurotiomycetes; Eurotiales; Aspergillaceae. The transcript is spliced from 3 exons. The record is from RefSeq and is a predicted model, not a curated record.